Molecule: messenger RNA, 6481 nt
Organism: Ailuropoda melanoleuca (giant panda)
Lineage: Eukaryota; Metazoa; Chordata; Mammalia; Carnivora; Ursidae
Product: cyclic AMP-dependent transcription factor ATF-7
Exons: 12
Coding region: 335-1855 (506 amino acids)
Biological process (GO): regulation of DNA-templated transcription
Molecular function (GO): DNA-binding transcription factor activity
Source: RefSeq, a predicted model, not a curated record
AACUAGUCCGUGAUCUGGCGGAGUCUCUCUUUCAACUCUGGCCACUCUCAGUGUCCCAGGCCGGGGUCUCCCCUCCCAGUCUGUGUUGGACGGGGGCGCUGAGGCGGUGGCCGGGCCCUGUCUGAGGAAGUGGGUGGGGCAUGGACUAACGCCGACCAAUAAAAGAGAAGGAAGCUACGAUUGGCGGCGAUGAACACUAAUGAGAGAUCGUCUUUACCUUGCGGAGUGCCGCCCCUCCACUCUCCCUCCUACCGCCUCCUUCCUCUGGGGGGGAAGGCGGGGCCAGAGGCCUGAAGUGUGGGGAGAACUUGGGCUCCGCUCUGCUAUAUGAAAUAUGGGAGACGACAGACCGUUUGUGUGCAAUGCCCCGGGCUGUGGACAGAGAUUUACAAACGAGGACCACCUGGCAGUUCAUAAACACAAGCAUGAGAUGACAUUGAAAUUUGGCCCAGCCCGAACUGACUCAGUCAUCAUUGCAGAUCAAACUCCUACUCCGACUAGAUUCCUGAAGAAUUGUGAGGAGGUGGGGCUCUUCAAUGAAUUAGCUAGCUCCUUUGAACAUGAAUUCAAGAAAGCUGCAGAUGAGGAGGAAAAAAAGGCAAGAGGCGGGACUUUUGCUGACAAACUGGCAGUGUUCAGUUGGAGGCUAUUUUCACUGUGCCCUAGGACUGCUGCUGGGCCCCUUGACAUGUCUUUGCCUUCCACACCAGACAUCAAAAUCAAAGAAGAAGAGCCGGUGGAGGUAGACUCGUCCCCACCCGAUAGCCCUGCCUCUAGUCCCUGCUCCCCGCCGCUCAAGGAGAAGGAGGUGGCCCCAAAGCCUGUCGUGAUCUCUACCCCCACACCUACCAUUGUGCGCCCUGGCUCCCUGCCUCUCCAUUUGGGCUAUGAUCCACUUCACCCGACCCUUCCCUCCCCAACUUCUGUCAUCACACAGGCUCCACCAUCUAACAGGCAACUGGGGUCUCCCACUGGCUCCCUCCCUCUCGUCAUGCAUCUUGCUAAUGGACAGACCAUGCCUGUGCUGCCAGGGCCUCCGGUACAGAUGCCUUCUGUUAUAUCGCUGGCCAGACCUGUGUCUAUGGUGCCCAACAUUCCUGGUAUCCCUGGCCCACCAGUAAACAGCAGUGUUUCCAUUUCUCCCUCUGGCCACCCUAUGCCAUCAGAAGCCAAGAUGAGACUAAAAGCCACCCUAACCCACCAAGUCUCCUCAAUCAAUGGUGGAUGUGGAAUGGUGGUAGGUACUGCCAGCACCAUGGUGACGGCCCGUCCGGAGCAGAGCCAGACCCUCACCCAGCCCCCUGACGCCCCAUCUCCUGCCCAGCCACAGGUCUCCCCAGCCCAGCCCACUCCCAGCACGGGAGGGCGACGGCGACGCACAGUGGAUGAAGACCCUGAUGAACGGCGGCAGCGUUUUCUGGAGCGCAACCGGGCUGCAGCCUCCCGCUGCCGUCAGAAGCGGAAGCUCUGGGUGUCCUCCCUCGAGAAGAAGGCAGAGGAACUCACUUCUCAGAAUAUUCAGCUGAGUAACGAAGUCACGUUGCUACGCAAUGAGGUGGCUCAGUUGAAACAGCUACUGUUAGCUCAUAAAGACUGCCCGGUUACUGCACUACAGAAAAAGACCCAAGGCUAUUUAGAAAGCCCCAAGGAAAGCUCAGAGCCAACGGGUUCUCCGGCUCCUGUGAUUCAGCACAGCUCAGCAGCAGCCCCGAGCAACGGCCUCAGUGUUCGCUCUGCAGCUGAAGCUCUAGCCACCUCGGCCCUCACUCAGAUGGCCAGCCGAAGGACAGGACUGAGCAUGCCGACACAGUCGCAUGUGAUCAUGACCCCACAGUCCCAGUCUGCAGGCAGAUGAUGCCUCCCCUGGUGGAGAGGUCCCCGGCCAGAGCUCGCCCGCCCAAGAGCCAAGAGACGUGUCAUCUUCUCGCCUCCCAUCUGCCUUGGACAUGGCAAUAUGGGGGGGAGAUUGUGUGUUGUGAGUAACGGACAGAUGUGGGGCUUUUCGGCCACAUGGUCAUGUACAUUGACACCUGUACUAGGAGCCUCCCAGCCCCAGAGCCACAUAGAUCAUCCCCUAAGGGGGCAGUUUCUGAUGUACCCACAGCCAAAGGCCUUUCCAGAUGGUCCGAACAAUCACCCCUGCCCAUGCAUGUGUAUGUGUCUCUUAACACUAACCCUUGCACUUCUAGGUUUUGGGUUGCUCCGUCCCCUCUCCUCCCACUAAGCCAUGGCUGUGGCCUCCCUGCUGCUUAGCAGCACAGCACUUCCUGCUAGAGGGAGGCUGGUGUUGAUGGCGGGUCAUCACUGGCCCGCCCCAGCCACCCGGUGGGCUCCGGACUUUGUCUCCCAUUAGCUGCUUAUUUUACCCCUUGACCCCCUUCCUGAAGUCUAGUUCAAACAUUCACUAAUAGUGAAUGUAAAAUUACCCUUGAUGUAUGAAUUAGCAGUAUUUUCCAGCUCUUCCAUAAACUUUAGUCCUUCUCCCUACCUGCCACCAAAAAAACCCCAAAAACAAAUCAAAACCAAAAAAAACAAAAAGAAAGAAACAAAACCCCAAGAAUUCUAAUCCUUUUUCAGCUAUUUCCAGAGCUAUUUGGGUACCUCGUUUUGUGUCUUGAGUUUUUGCAGUCUACUGGUGGGGCCUUUUCCACCUCCCACUAAGCCUUGGCCAGUUCAUCUUGUGGCCUUAUUAGCUCUUGCUCAUUAGUGAAAAGGGAAAGCGCCCCGGGUGUGACUGGCUGAUCCCCUGCCUCUUCAGUCCAGCCUCCUGCAGUGAUCGUUAGGGCAGGCAGGAAUGGGAGAGUUUGAGGCUCGUUCUAUCAGGUUACUGGAUUGAUUCUUUUAUGUCUUACAAGAGUUUACUGGCCGAAGCAUACAUAACUCCUUUUGGUCGUCUGUCCGCUCCUGUCUCUCCCUCUUUGUUCCCCUGCCCGGGUCACUGCCUCUGUGUCUCUCCAGGUGCAGCCCUCUGGAUCUGUGUGUAGGGCACUCUUGCACUCCCUUGCUCUUCUCCCAUCUCCCAGCGUCACCCAGCUGUCUUCUUUUCCGGGCUAGGGUCUUCUGUUCACAAGUGUCCCUCACCCUGGAUCUCCCUUCUCUGGUUCACCAGGCUCCUCGGCUAGCCGCUGGGUCUUUCUGUUCCUGUAGUAUUUCUUCAGGUCUCCUCUGCUUUCUGCCCCCUAGAUGCAGCGUGUCCCCAGAGUCCCAGCCCCAGGACUCUGAGGCAUCGGAGCCAGGGUCCUGAAUGGAUUUUCUUGAGGGUAAGGAAGGAUGGGAAGAGGCCGGAGAGAGGAGGUGCGGUACCGACCUCAGCAGAGGAGCCCUGCUUGGUGAAGGUCUGGCCUGCCUGGGAAAUUGGUGACUAUUGCUCUCAGCCAUUCUUACUGUGAGGAGUUAGGUUACAGGGGGAGAAUUCACCCCCCUUGCCCCUCUUUCUUCCCCAUUAAGACUUCUCAUCUUCCUUUGGCUCUGAACUAUGCAAUUUCUACCAGGGCCAUAGGAAGCAAUCCAAAGCCAGAGGCCUGUGGAUAGAUAGGUCAGCUUUAAUAGCCUGUCAGUAUGAUUCCCUUCCAGUUGUCCCAGAGCCACCUUCUGCCAUCUGCCCAAGCCAAGAAUGUCCUUUUCUCCCUCUCUCCUACCUCCAUCUUAAAUUUACAUACAGAAUAACUGCCAGCUUCCUUUCUUAGUUUGUCUUCCAAAAUUGGCUGUCAUGGGGGGGGGGGAAUGAGGAAACGUUCUAAGCUACACGAUUCCCAUCUUCUCAGAGUGAUACACUGGUGAGCCAGUCAGAGGACACGUUCUAUUACGUCUGUUUUUAAUUUCCCCUCCUGCUUUUCAGAGCCGGUGCUGAACAAGACACACCUGGUGAAGAGAAAGGAGAGAAAACGUGGUUUUCUCAUCCUCUACCACCUGGGACCCAACAGGAACAGCCCCUGAGGUGACUCAGUCGAGCAAAUGGCAUGGCAGAUGGUCAGGAAGCCAGUUACCACCUCCAGGGACUCCAUUUGCCUUUAACAGUUCACAGCCAUAACUUGUACUCAGGACUUUUCCCUUCGACGGCUGCGCCCUGGGGCUUUCUUCUGCUUUAGUUGUGUUUCAUUUUGUAUUUUCUUGAUUUCCCACCAGCAGCCUUGCCCUAAAGCUUGACUGAGUUUAUGGCUCCUAAGGAGCCCUCGUAAGACCCUUGACUGUUUUUCUUCCCCCUUUAGUCAAGUGUUUUUCAAGUUAAGAAUCCGUUUGUCACUGGACUCAUGCCCUGCCUUACUGCCUGGCCUUGGAGGAAGUUUGAGUCCUACCUGUCUAUCCCUUUGUAGGAGAGCUAAUUUAUUUAGAGGGUCUUAGUUUCUUAGUCCCCAUGUCUCAUUCGCUUAAGGCCUUUUUUCAUUUUCAUUGGUGGGAAGUUAUUGGGGACCUAAAUGGGGGGCAUUGCCAGAACCUUUGUAGUAAAGCAGUAGGAAGGAGCAGGACAGAAGCCCCCAGACAGCUCUUUGGUUGGUCCGUGGCCUCACUAAGAAGACCGAGCAGUUGCUUACCCUGAGACUCUGUCAUAGUUAAGGGGAAUGUCACCUACCUUGUUAUUGCUGCCAGCCCUGUGGCCACUCUCCUUUGCUUUCCAGACUCAUCUGGACCAGAACCAAACAUCAUGGAGGGUGUCACUUAGCCCUUCUUAAUGACCAUGGCCUUUCUAGGGGCCUGAGGGAAGAUACUUUCUGAAAGGAGCUUCGAGUAUGGAUGCCUCGGGACUCUUCUGAGUGAACACAAGACUCAGGCGUCCCACCUCACCCCAGAGACACAGCUGGUAGAUAACCAAGGCCACAGAGAAAGGUACCAGACCAGGUCUUCUGCUCUGCAGAUUUUUGCCCUAUUCCUUUAAAAGAAAGCUUGCUCAGAGUUGAAAAGUCUGAGGAAGCUUCCCUCACUGCUUGAGAAAACUAGAAAAAUAGGCCCUCCCUUACUUACUCUUUCCCUGUUGGUUAGACACCCUAAAUCUGGCUUUCUUCAGCCUCCACUCCUCUCCUUGGCCCUAAGCGCUAGACCAUACACACUUGGUAGUGGUAAACAAGGACAUGGCCUCGCUGAACCUCAUCCACCUUGCCGCCUCCCCUGCGCCUGUUCUGUUGUUCUUGGCUCCUGUCCUGAUUCGCUGCCCUCCGGCACCACCCAUCCUGGCUGACAGGGUACUUAACCAUAACCAUGCCCUGUCUGUAGCCUGAGCCACCAAGCAGACACCAAAAUACUCCUCCUGUGGUUUCUGAGGCUUCCCUGCUUCACACUGAGAGGCUCCUUUAAAGGUGCUAGCCCUGAGACCGCCCUUCCCCCGAAAGUUCCCCUUUUCUUUCAUGACUUCCUUCCCAUCCCCAAAUCAUUCUUUUCAUUAAUAUUGUACAUUGUAUACACAGGAAGGAAAUGUAUUCUUUUUUCUCUUUAAUUUCAUAAUCAGUCCGUUUAGAAUCCAGUCCUCCUAGUUAUAUCGCAUAUAUCUUUGUUGAUAUGCUCUUUCUGCUUUCUUUAGACUUUUGUUGGACAGGGGCGGAGGGAGGAACAGGACAGGUGAGGACCCUAAGGCAGAUAGAGGAUCUCCCAUCCUACUUCAGCCUCCCACAGCCCUAAUCAUCCCUCUCAUAGUGUAGAAAUGAUUUCUCUGUGUUUGCACACAUGCAUGUACACACAGACAUAAAUCCCCAUCCACCCAUCCCUGAGUGGUGACCCAGCAGGAAUGAGCACCGGCUGCUGGCCACCAUUCCCCCCUUCUGUUACCAGGUCGCUGGUCACUCUUUGGGGUACAGUGCCACCCCAGACGGAGACAAGGCUGGGGGGAGUAGGGCAGGUUGAGGCAGCUGUGUCCUCUGUAGAUACAGCUUUGCGUUGUAGCUGCUAGGGUUUAUUUCGUUUCUUCAGUGGGAGGCUGGUAGCACCGAGCUCUCUCGCCACCAUUAGCUACUGGUGAGUGCUGUUUUAGCACUAGUUUCACCGACUUCCCCUUCGGGUGGUGGUUCUCAGGAUGUGGUCCAGGACCAGUAGCACCAGCAGCACCAGCAUCUGGGAGCUCGUUAGACAUCACAUUUGGGCCCCACCACAGACCUAUUGAAUCGAAAACUCGGGCUGGGUUCCAACAAGCACUCCACGUGAUUCUAACGCACACUAAAAUGUGAGAACCAUUGCCUUAGGGGCAAGCUGGGACAUCCUUGUAGGGUGUCAGGGAUAUUUUAAGUACCAUCCUCUGCCUUAGCACGAGCACAUUUUCCAUUUCCUCCAGUCCCUCUCUCCACCCCCAUUAAAACAAAACCACGUCAUUCAUCUCAAAAUCUAGGUUUGUCUUCCUUCUGUUUCCCCCUAACACCUGUCCUGCCUUGGUCUGGACAGGAAUUGUCCCAUGUUCCCUUGCGGACUGAUCACUCCACAUUCUUUGUUACAGGAAGACCGGCUAGAGCUCUAGUUGUCCUGUACACACACACACACACACACACACACACACACACAC